Molecule: messenger RNA, 1190 nt
Organism: Ziziphus jujuba (common jujube)
Lineage: Eukaryota; Viridiplantae; Streptophyta; Magnoliopsida; Rosales; Rhamnaceae
Exons: 4
Coding region: 231-917 (228 amino acids)
Cellular component (GO): myosin complex
Molecular function (GO): cytoskeletal motor activity
Source: RefSeq, a predicted model, not a curated record
CCGCUGUGUGGACGAACAGUUCGAACAGAGAGAUUCCAGCUAAUAUCUCACGCUACCCACGACACGGGGGCACAUGGUGCGCAUCGCACAUCCGAGGCAAGUUAGCCUCUUCCGCCCCACGAUACUUUUUUUUUACAGCUCGUCGUCUCUGAACGCUCUGUCUCUAAAAAGAGACAUUCCACUUUUGCUUACCACCGAAUCGGACCGGACCUCGCCCCGACCCAGAUAUAAUGAUACCGUUCAAGGCGACGAGGCGGGUCCAAAUUGACGAUCCCCAACCCCAACCGGUGUCUGAAGCCCCAAGAUACGACGACGUCGAGGACGACCGGGAAGAUGAAUUCGAUGGAGGAAUGAGAUUGAGACCCUCGGAAGGCAAUGUGACCGAAGAUCAGGAGCCUUUCAUGGGCGUCAAGGUCCGAAGAAAAACUUCCCUACAUAGAGAAUACCAAGGAGACUACAUCGAUGUCCCCUCCCAUCCCUUCUUGUUGAAAAUAUUGCAGAAACAAGGUGACAAGAAAGUUCUUUUUGCUGAUAAAGUUUUGAAGUUUACCAGUACAGGGAAGAUGAAACGACGUAUAUUGUUAAUUACUGAUUUUGCCAUGUACAUUGUUGAUCCGGAGUCUGAUACUCUUAAACGAAGGAUAGCCCUGGCAGCUGUAGAGAAGAUGUGCUUGAGUGAACUAAGUGAUAAUUUUCUUGCAAUUAUUAUUCCAACAGAAUAUGAUUUACUCCUGGCUAGUACUCGGAAGACUGAAAUUGUUACUGUGUUGGUUGAAACUGCUAAAAGUGCUUCUGAGUAUGAACUUGAGGUGGCUUUCUCUAACAGAUUUGAGUAUAAUGCUGCUGCUGACUUGGUGAAGGAGGUUCAGUUUGAGGAAGUUGAAGGAGGUGUUAAAACAAGAAUUGUGAGGAAAUGACUUGCAAUUUCUCUGCCAAACGUUUGUAGACUGCAGGGGAUUGGACUAAAAAUGAAUUUUCAUCAUUCAUUGUGUGUCAAGGUUCUGCUCAACAUAAGCCCAAUCCAAUUGGAGAAACGUAGUUAGAUGUUUUAUUUUGUGUGCGACUCUUAUACGGGGAGAAGUUAAAUGUAAUUUUUUCCUACUACAAAAUGUGAUUAUAUCAAUUUUCAAAAUCGAACUAAAUUUUUGUACACAAACAUCAGAUUGUAAUGGAUGCGUUUUUUAACCCUA